GUGGUUGCGCAAUAUUUAGGAUGGACACAUAAGUUUGAGUUUAUCCCAGGGGUUCCAAUACACUGGCCAGGUUCUGGUGGCCCUCCAUCUAACAUCCCAGCCUGUGGAUUUAACGGAGAGCUCUGUGUUGUUUACAAUUUACCACAGUCGGCUAUUGUCGCUAUUUGCCUGUGUUCUGUAAUCGUCCUCGUCAUUGGUGUCGGAUUCUUUGUGUAUAGGCGUCUCAAAGCGGAAGCGGAAAUAUACAGUCAGUGGUGGCGUAUAAAUGCAGACGAUAUUAUGAUACAGACGCACUCGUCUUUCUUCUCCAGUCGUAGCAAGCUCGAAGAGUCUGAUGAAAGAUCAUCGAUUACCUUGGCAACUCACGCUGCUUGUUUCCAAACCAUUGGUGUUUACAGGGGAACUCAGGUUCAUAUCCGAAAGCCAAAGAUUAAAUCAGUAUCUGUAGAUAGAAAGCUUCUUCUGGAACUUAAACAGAUGCAUUAUAUAACGAGUCCAAACCUGACUCGCUUGAUUGGAUUAUGUACAGAGGUUGAUAGUAUCUGUAUACUGACAGAACAUUGUUCUAGAGGAAAUCUUCAGGAUAUACUUCACAACGAAUCUAUCCAACUUGAUUGGGAUUUCCGUAUUUCCUUGAUUACUGACAUAGUGGAGGGUAUGAACUAUCUGCAUGCCAGUCCUAUCCACACACACGGUAGACUGACCAGCACUAAAUGUGUAAUAGACAGCAGAUUUGUGCUUAAAAUUACAGGAUUUGGUUUGGAUAGCUUAAAUAAGGUCCAUAGAAAUACUGAUGUGACAGAUAAUAUCUAUACAACAUUGCCGGAGCUUGUAUGGAUGGCACCUGAACAUUUACGUGUAUACCCACCAAGAAAAUGUUCACAACCGGGAGAUGUGUAUAGUUUUGCUAUCAUUUUAUAUGAAAUGUGUACAAGAAAUGAACCUUACGUCAAUGAACCUUGGUAUAUAUCGCUGGACGAUACACUUCAGAAGAUCAAGCAUGGUAGAUCUCGUUUUGUAAGGCCAACACUAAAUGAGUCAGACUCAUUUCCAGAUAUUGUGAACUUGACAAAAUGCUGUUGGCUUGAAAUGCCAGAGGAUAGACCUACAUUUCACAGUAUAAGACGAGUGAUACGAGCUAUCAAAAUGAAAAGAAAUAUCAAUCCAACGGAAAAUGUUCUUGACGUGCUGUUGAAUAGAAUGGAACAGUAUGCCAACAACUUAGAAGGGUUGGUUGAGGACAGGACCCAAGCUUUCCUAGAAGAAAAGAAAAAGUCAGAGGAGCUGUUGUACCAAGUAUUACCAAAGAGCGUGGCUGAUCAGUUACGUGCGGGAAAGUCCGUAAUACCUGAAUCAUACAGUUGUGUUACAAUUUAUUUCUCGGAUAUUGUUGGAUUUACAGAAAUUGCUGCGAAAAGUUCGCGAUUCAGAAAGGUGGUCGACUUUUUAAAUGGUGUGUACUCAUGUUUUGAUACAAUAAUUGAAAAUUAUGAUGUAUAUAAGGUUGAAACGAUUGGAGAUGCCUACAUGGUAGUGUCGGGACUUCCGGAAAGGAACGGAAAUGACCAUGUGCGUCAAAUCUCACGAAUGGCUUUGGACAUUGUUCAUAGUGUUCGUCAAUUUACCAUACGUCACCAGCCGUGCACACCUUUGAAAACUCGUAUAGGAAUUCAUUCAGGUCCUGUUUGUGCUGGAGUGGUAGGGAUGAAAAUGCCUCGAUUUUGCCUGUUUGGUGACACUGUAAACACUGCAAGUCGAAUGGAAUCUUCAGGAGAAGCUAUGAAAAUCCAUAUAAGUGAACAAACAAAACUGUUACUGGAACAGGACAACAAUUUUAUCACUGCAGAGAGGGGUACAAUAACUGUCAAGGGAAAAGGACUAAUGACAACUUUCUGGUUGAUUGACGAAAUAUCACACCAAAUGGACAUAGUAUUGUUGUAAAGCAAAGAAAGCCCGACAUAAACAAUCAUACCCAAAAUUAUACAUUUUUACUUGAAAGUAACAUUACCCUUGUUGUCUUUGGUUUGAA
Molecule: messenger RNA, 2029 nt
Organism: Ruditapes philippinarum (Manila clam)
Lineage: Eukaryota; Metazoa; Mollusca; Bivalvia; Venerida; Veneridae
Product: atrial natriuretic peptide receptor 1-like
Biological process (GO): cGMP biosynthetic process; protein phosphorylation; intracellular signal transduction
Molecular function (GO): guanylate cyclase activity; protein kinase activity; ATP binding
Source: RefSeq, a predicted model, not a curated record